CAACGGGAGUUGGUUGUGUCGGGUUUCUUCGGAGGGGAAACGCUAUUAAAAUAUCCACAAACAUUAUCUUUAAUUGGACAGAAAUUUGUGCUUGUGUGCGCCGGUUUUUUUUUCAUUGUGACGAUUUUUUAACUUUGAUAACAGCGUACGGAUUGUGCUUAGGAAUGAGUGACUGUGCAAUUAUUAAUAAAAAAUGACAUCUAUAACGUGAAAAUAUUCGCAGCGUGUUUUUGAUUAACGAAAUCCCACAUAUGGAUAGAAAUCAACCAAAUUUUUAGUAUAAUUCCCAUUUUCACAUUCGUUCUAGAACUUUACAGUGUUGUGUGACAAUUUGUGUUUUGUGAAGUGAUGCUGUGAUUGAAAUAUUGAUUAUUCCUAAUAACCGCUCACAAAGCGGUCAAAAUAUCAACAGAGCAUCCGAAAUCUUUCAAAAUUACCCGAAUUCAAUCCCCAAACACAAAACCGGCCACGCUGAGUUUCUCAGAUCCCUUCGGGCCUCCCCAGUCCGCGGACGGGGGGGGCCCAUCAACCCCCCAACCAGCCAUGACCACCCAGGAGGCGUUGGAGCACCAGCACCACCAUUUGGGGGGCACGCAAACCCCCCACGACAUCUCGAACUCCGCCAACUCCACCCCCACGAAUGUCUCAUCUAAGUCCGCGUUCAUCGAGCUCCAACAGCACGGGUAUGGGUUCAAGGGGGGCUACCAGCAUCCCCACCAUUUCGGGAGUCCGGGGGGGCAACAGAACCCCCAUGAAGCGUCGGGAUUCCCCAGUCCUAGAUCGUUAGGUUACCCUUUCCCUCCCAUGCACCAGAAUACCUAUGGGUAUCAUUUAGGUUCCUAUGCCCCCCAAUGCGCGAGUCCUCCGAAAGAUGAAAAAUGUGGCCUUUCCGAUGACCCGGGUUUAAGGGUAAAUGGAAAGGGCAAGAAGAUGAGAAAACCGCGCACCAUCUACUCCAGCCUUCAGCUUCAGCAGCUAAAUAGGAGGUUUCAAAGAACGCAGUACCUGGCACUACCAGAGAGAGCAGAGCUCGCGGCUAGCUUAGGAUUAACGCAGACACAGGUGAAGAUCUGGUUCCAAAACCGAAGAAGCAAAUACAAGAAGAUGAUGAAAGCCGCCCAAGUAGGAGCACCCCCGCCCAACCUCGGCCUCCCGCCCGGCAGUCCGCCUAACAACAACCAGUUGUUACAUGGUCAGUAUAUGGAAAAGAAAUUCCAAGGUGGUGGAGGCAGCUCUAGUGGCUCCCAGCACUCUCCUUCAGCGUACCAAGGUGGACCAACACAGGCCCACAGUCCGACGCCCAGUUCUACUCCAGUUUCAGAGUUGUCCCCUGGUUUGUCUCCAACGGGGACCCCUUGGGACGUUAAACAGCCCCCACAGCAGUCGUGGGACGUAAAGGUUGGAUAUCCUAACUCGGGGCGGUCGCCGGACGGCAGCUGUGAUGUCAAACCACACCAACAGUCGUGGGAUCCCAGGGUCGGUUAUGGUGCGCCUGGAGGUCCAUGGGACAUGAAGGGUGCGCACGCACAUGCUUUGCAUCAUCAGGCGGCGCCGCAGCCGCAUCCACCCUACGUGCCGCAGUACUCCUGGUACCAACCUGAAGCCAACCCAGGAUUACUGACUGAAAACGGCCUAGCCUUAUUUCAUCGGAUGGGCUUGAGGAGCCAAUUUCUAGGACCAAAUGAACAAAGCUAUGACAGCUGAAGCUCUAUUUAGGCCUAUUUAUUGAGCUGAGGAACAGACAGACAAUCCAAAUUAAUAUAGAAACAUUCCAAAAAGGAAAUUCGAAUCGCUAAAUUAUUCGCAGAAUCGCAGAAUACGUCGAAAUAGACAAAGAUUUAUAAAUAAAUAGACAAUUUGGACUGUUCGACCGCUCCAUUGCUCAGUUUCUUGUUAUUAAGUGGCUUCAUUUUCGAAUUUUCCUUGGUGUGACAUUACACAUAACAGUAUGUUACUGUUGCCAUGACAACGGUGAUAACUGGCAUUGUGUGAUACUGUCACAUCAAAUACAUAAUUACCAAUUUCAAUAACUUUUUAUUAGUAAAAUCGACAAACCCUCCUUUGUCUACCGAACGGAUUUUUACAGGGUUUAUUCUGUAAAUAUAGCUGAAUUUUUGUAUAGUUAUUGAAAAUGGUUAUUAAAAUCUAAUUUAGUUUAAACUUUUACAAUGGCACACAUUCAAUAAUAAUAUUUUUGGUUGUAAUUUGUUCAAUAAUAAUAAACAUAUGGGGAUUCGUAUAAUAAUCAAAUUAUUAAUUCAAAAAAUUAUUUGUCAACAGGGUCUGGCCUGCGGUCUAACAUCGUUGGGUAAAAGAAAAUUGAGAAAAGUGGAAAACAACCUUUAUUGCCACAGAUUAUGUAUGCCAUUGUAAUCGUUUUAUACAGGCAAUGUUUAAAUGUAUAGUUUAUAUUAUUUUAUUAGGCGUGCAAUAAUGUACAUAUUAAUAUAAAUUCCCAUUUUAUUUGCAUCUUGCUAAGUACCUUGUAAUGGACAAUUUUUCAUAAUGGGCCUACAGUAAAACUGAUAAAAUAAAAUUAUAUAACAAAUGAAGGUAUUCGAAAAAAAAAUUACAUAAAUUUCAAAUUACCCGCAAAUAUUUUUUUAAUUUUGCUGUUACUAAAGAGUUUUAACACCAGAUAUUUCUUGGGAUUGUAUUUUUAUUUUUUAAUUAUAAGUUUAUUUUCUGGAACGAAAUAUUUUCUGCUAUUUAUCAUGUUUUGUAUGCAAUUAAUCUUUUUACACAUAACCAAAAAUAAUCUAAUUCCUAUAUAAUUUAUUCUUCAUUUUCCGGACAAUAAGGAAAAUACAUUAAAAUUGUAGGCCCUAAAAGACAAGUUUCCUAUGUUUAAUUGUCCAAACUAAAAAUUUGUACUAAAAGCAACAGACCUUGCAACGUUAGAAAUUGCGCAUGCGCAUUAUUUCAGUUUGUUGUGAGAAUUCACGAAGACCAAAAUUCGCUUCAAUUUUAAAAUGUCGUAAUGACAACGCACACGUAUUUUUAAAAGUUAACCUUAUUUUAAUUGAAAAAACUAUUUUAAGCUUUAAAACAUUCAUCUAGAUACUAAAACGUCAGAGCCAAACACUUGCAAAACACUUUGAGAGGAAAGCUUUCUCAAAAAUCUUAUUUAGAUUACAAAGGAGCACUCCGUAUCUCCCAAUAGCGAUUCUGUUUAAUACUUGUACCAAAGUAUUGUACCGUUAAAUUGGUUCUAUUAUUGAACGGACUAUAUCGAAGUUGGUUUUAUUUCAGAACCAAUUAGGGUCAUAAAAAGAGCGCCAAUUCUGGCAAUGUUAAGAGUCAACAUUAGAUGAGCCUCCUGUCUGUUUGCCUCCUGUAACACGAAACAAUUUAAUUCAAGACUAUUGAUGUCGAUAUUGGGAGUUAUAGAGGACCAAAUUCUUCAGACUAAACUAAUAUUAGUCCAGUUCUUAAAAAAAUUGAAAUGCCAAUACAAAGGAAAUUAAACGGAAAAGCGAUUUUGGGGUUUGCAUCAGUCAAAACUCAAGUCGAGUCAGUAGAACUUUUAAACUAUGACUUCUUUAAAAAAAACUUACAUCUGCAUGGUACAAUUGUUUUAUAUUUGGUAUAGUGGGUGAAGGCCCCAAUUUCGCCCUUGGAAUGGCUAGACAAUUAAAAUGGGGCUCUGUUAUCGUUUUAGUACACGACUUAUUUAUUAGUGAAACAGAAAAAUAAACCAUUCUGUUGUGAUAUAAUUUUAAGCUAUUUCUUGUAAAAUUAUCUGAACUACAGUUUAUUUGGGCAACUUGUAACUAAAUUCUAUUACGCUGUUUUAACAAAUGUCUAAAAGUUAAAUUGUGUUUACUGUGAAA
Pieris napi is the source of this 3833-nucleotide messenger RNA. RefSeq names its product homeotic protein distal-less (gene Dll). The transcript has 8 exons. Gene Ontology annotation, biological process: regulation of transcription by RNA polymerase II. Bases 544 to 1704 code for a protein of 386 amino acids. The record is from RefSeq and is a predicted model, not a curated record. Lineage: Eukaryota; Metazoa; Arthropoda; Insecta; Lepidoptera; Pieridae. Gene Ontology annotation, molecular function: RNA polymerase II cis-regulatory region sequence-specific DNA binding; DNA-binding transcription factor activity, RNA polymerase II-specific.